GCCUGGAAGCGCGAAGCGUCCAAAAGCCGGAUGAGAGAGGGAAAUAAAAUCUGCAGAAGUGUGUUAGUUUGAAUUAAAACUCAUUUAACAUACAACAGCGAUUUCCUUUCGGAAUGAGGUGUCGCAGCACUAGUGUGCGUCAGAUCUCCAUUGCCUCUGAGCCUGAUCGCACAUUUUUUCUUAAGUUAGACUGGGCUGGGGAUCUUGGAUCUGGCUUUGUUAUCCUUCUGUCCGAUGGCAUCUCUGCAUGGAGUGGUGAAGUUUCAGAGGAGGAUGUGUCCCGUGAAGCUCAGGAGAUCGAGAUGGAGCGGGAGCGGUAUGUUGGUGACCUGCACCUGGCUCUGACCGGAGAGGGACCGGCAGCGGAGGGCCAAUACAGCUUCCACCUGACACCUGAGAGACCCGGUCGCCCCCUGCUGCAGCUGUCUUAUGAGAAGGUGCAGAACGACAUCUCGUUCAGGCUCGGCGUAGUGGACCUGCAGGCGGUGCCUGAGCCCACUGAAGUCAUAAGGGAGCUCAUUAGUCACGGCCUGGAGCAGAGCGCACGUCUACAGGCCAAAAACCAGCACCUGCUUGAGGAGAACCAGAAGCUGAGGAGAGAACAAGAACACAUCACUAAAGAGAUGGAAAGGUACGUCCACGGGAAGGAGACGUUGGAGAGAGAUCUGUACAGCCGAUUUGUGCUGGUCCUAAAUGAGAAGAAGGCCAAACUCAGAGACCUGCAGAAGAGGGUCAAAGAGCUGGAGGAAUCUGUUGAAAAGAAUCGACUUAGGAAAAAGGCAGAUAAUGACAACAACGAAACAAUGGAGACUGCAGCAGAAAAGAGUCCUGGAGAAGAGAGUGAUUAUGGAGGCAGUACAGAAGAUGAACAGGAGGCUGAACCCAGACAGCCUGACUCGAAGCCUCUUACACAAGAGAUGCCAGAAAGCAACCCGAUGGACGACAGCCUAAAUGACAUCACAGAUGUGGCCCCCUGCCGCAAACGCCGCCACCGACAUCUCCAACAGCUGGAGACUGAAGCCAAACGAGCAGCUCUGGACCAGCGACAGAGAUCCAGAAGAACAAGAAGAGAGAGAAUGACAGGGAGGGAGAGCGACAGAAAGACGUGGAUUCAUUUGGCCCCUGGCUGAAACUGUGCUGUCCUCCAGUCUCCCAGCACCUGCCUAGAGAUGGAUCUGGCAGAGCAUGACAACAGACAACAAUCAGGCCAGUUACACUGCAUUAAUCCAGAUCUCAGCAAGUUUGUUUGCUGCCGAUCGCUUUGUGGGUCUCUAGCUCAAGUUGUACCCCACAAUCAAAGGGAAAAAAAUAAUUUUCAUGUUAAUAUACAAUUUUUUUUUUCAUUUUUCAUUGUGACAUCAUCCCAAAUCCCAUCCCAAAUUCACAUUAAAUUCCAUAACAUGAAAACUCAUGUUUUGAAUACAAAAAGUAGUACAAUGGUGUAUACU
Messenger RNA from Labeo rohita (rohu), 1448 nucleotides. It is a transcript of the gene xrcc4, whose product is annotated as X-ray repair complementing defective repair in Chinese hamster cells 4. Lineage: Eukaryota; Metazoa; Chordata; Actinopteri; Cypriniformes; Cyprinidae. The transcript has 8 exons. Gene Ontology annotation, biological process: double-strand break repair via nonhomologous end joining; immunoglobulin V(D)J recombination; response to X-ray. Bases 114 to 1130 code for a protein of 338 amino acids. Gene Ontology annotation, cellular component: DNA ligase IV complex; DNA-dependent protein kinase-DNA ligase 4 complex; nucleus. The record is from RefSeq and is a predicted model, not a curated record. Gene Ontology annotation, molecular function: DNA binding.